This is a messenger RNA of Aspergillus welwitschiae, 666 nucleotides long. RefSeq names its product Ran GTPase-binding protein MOG1 (gene mog1). NCBI's taxonomy places the organism in Eukaryota, Fungi, Ascomycota, Eurotiomycetes, Eurotiales, Aspergillaceae. The record is from RefSeq and is a predicted model, not a curated record. The coding region runs from base 1 to 666 and encodes 221 amino acids. The transcript is spliced from 2 exons. Gene Ontology annotation, molecular function: small GTPase binding; guanyl-nucleotide exchange factor activity. Gene Ontology annotation, cellular component: nucleus. Gene Ontology annotation, biological process: protein import into nucleus.
AUGACCUCAACAACAGCAACAACAACAUACACCUCGCAACCCCUCUACGGCGGCGCCAUCAAAGGCCUCAUCCCCAAAGGCUGGUUAGAUGCCAGUAACCUCCGCCAAAUCCCCGACCACCAAGAACUCUACCUCUCCCCGACAACCCUCUCGACCCUCAUCUACGAAAUAAACGAAUACGUCCCCGACAGCAAAAGUCAGGAAACAUUAUCUAAGCAUAGUGAUCUAUUUGCUUCUGCCACCGGCGGCAUCACCACCCAGAUUCAAGAUAGAGAAACUCUCGAUAAAGCCGCCAUCCUCUACCACAUUCUCGAUGUCCAUGACAGUGACAAUGUCAGCAAAGAUACUAUUCAAUUCCGCACUCCUAUCAUGAGCGUGCCUCAUCGGGACCAAUGGCGGGGAGGGAGGGUAUACACGGGGAGUGUCUCGUUGGGGUCGGCGAAUCCAGUUGCGAAGGAUGGGGUGCUUUGUCGAUUUGUGGUGGUGAGGUUGGAGGAGCAGGGGAGUGAUUUGGUGGUUUGGGGGAAUGUGCCUGUUAAGGAGUUUUUGGAGAGGGGGGAUGAGGAUGGGUUGAGGGUCGAGGAGGGCGUUGUUGGGGGGUGUGUGGAGGGGUUGGUUGGUGAUGAAGAUGGGUUUGUUGUUGUCGAUUGGGAUUUGUUUGGGUAG